This is a messenger RNA of Acaulospora morrowiae, 561 nucleotides long. The record is from the annotation of a GenBank genome assembly. NCBI's taxonomy places the organism in Eukaryota, Fungi, Glomeromycota, Glomeromycetes, Diversisporales, Acaulosporaceae.
AUGUCUGUUGGUGGAAAUUUAGCUCGGUUCAAUGGUCAACCCGGUCUUCAGACAGGACUAAACUCGAUCGAAUCCACUACUUACACCAUUAUGAAUAGUGCUACCACAACCGUAGUAACAGCUACUGACGCUAUUCCUCCUGCUAGUAAAGUCCCUUCUGGAGUUACAAUCAUCGGUCCAUCCACCACAGUUGUUGGUGCUUCCCAAGACGCUAAAUCUGUUACCUACACUAUUAUGGAUAGUACUACAACGACUGUAGUAACUGCUGAUGGCACUAUUCCUCCAGCUGACCAAAUCCCCUCUGGAAUUACAGUUAUCGGUCCUUCUACUACGGUCGUUGGUAACUCCAAAAAUGGCGAUAAAGCUGUCACCUAUACGAUUGAAGAUGCUACCCUCACCACGGUAGUAGUUGCUACUGGUACUAUCCCUCCCGCUAAUCAAAUUCCUAAAGGAGUCACAGUCAUCGGUCCCUCCACCACAGUUGUCGGUGCCUCCGGUGGCGCGCAAGUUUUACCCGGAAAAAAUGGCACAAGCUACGAAGUUAGGUGCAACCGCCUAUAG